AUGGAUAUUAUAUCAAAUCGGUUUCUUGGUCAGGUGAAACAAAGAGAUCAAACUUGGGAUAUAGAUAUAGGAAAUGAAAUUGCUGACUAUAUUUUAAUGACAAUGGAGUUCGUCGACUUUGAUAUCAGUUGUCAUAGAGAGUCGUCUUUAAAACUUAGCAAUGAAUUCGGCGAGGCAUAUGCGUAUUGCAAUGGUAACAGACCUUUUGGUAAGAUAAGGUAUCUAGCUGGAAAAUACACAGUUACUUUUGUAUCCAACCAGCUGCUGUCUGCACUGGAUGAUUUGUUUCGUGAAGGUUUUCACUUGUCGUACAGAUUUGUCCCACAGUACGAGACUUUGCCAAACAGUUUACACGUAUCGUCAGAAUAUUUUAGUGGUACAACGGUUAAAGUUCGAGUUUGUGUAGGUGGACUUCAUAAAUGCUUUUUGAUACAAGUGGUGAGGGGAUACUCCUGGGAAUCGGUAUACCUGAUGUGCAAAGAAGAAGGAAUGACAAUGGUCAAUAUGAAAACCAUGGAUGAAAUGGUCAUAUUAAAGUCGGUUCUUUUAAUGAUUAAUCGACAAAGAAAUACCUAUAAUAUACCAAAGGAAAUUUUCAUAGGGUUAUUACGCUAUGUGGAUUCGUCAGGUGCUAUGCAUGAACAUUGGAGCGAUGGAUCACCCUUGUCGUACACCGCUUGGGAUGAAGGCGAACCAACAGAUAUGACUUUAAAACAGUGUACAAAAAUGGAUUUUCAAAGACCAUCCGUUAAUAACACUUGGAAAACACUCUCGUGUUAUUUGAAGCAGCUGGAAGUAUUAGCCGUAUGUGAACAAGUAGACACUGGUUAUGGUGUUUCAAAGCAUAAGAAAAGGCACUCGAUAAACUUAAAUGUAGAAAACGCUGUAUUUGAUCAAAGAUAUCUUUCCACUAUCUUCAAAUGUUUAAGUGGAGAGUGGAUAUCUAGUUUGGCAAGGUGUAAUAACAUAGCAGAAUGUCUGGACUCUUCCGACGAGUUAAACUGUGGAAAUACAGAAGAUAUGUCUUGUACGGAUGACGAAUUCAAGUGCUCUGAUGGGCGAUGUAUACAUAUAAGUCUAGUUUGUGAUUUUAAAGCGGAUUGCGUAGAUGCUGCCGACGAAUUUUGUGAACAUCCAGCCUGUGCCGAAGACUCUUGUGACAAUGGACAGUGCAUUCAAAACCAUGAAAGAUGUAAUGCAAUUCAAGAUUGCCUUGAUGGAAGUGACGAAGCAAAUUGCGAGGCAUGCAGUGCUGUAGGAACAUUCCAAUGUCUGGACAGAUCUUGUAUACCUUCUUAUCUAGUGUGCGACAUGGUUCAUGACUGCGAUGAUGGUGCUGAUGAAAUAUCAUGUGAUCAUAAUUACACAACUUGCGAAAGUUUGCUCAAGAAUGGGAUAAGACAAAGUGGAUAUUUUCAGAUAAAUAAAGAAUAUUUUAUCCAUUGCGAUUUUGAUAAUAUCACCAAAGGUGGCAAUUGGGUACAGAUGUCACUUCCAACUAUAGACUGGAAACAGUUAACUAGUGACAGUCUGAGCGUUUCUACUGCGGGCUUAACCAUUCCUGUUGAAAAUGAGUUCCAUUGCAGUCAAAAGAUUGGAAUAUACCCUCAAAGAGAAGAGGAGCAAGGCAUGCGGCUUGAUGGAAAAGAUGUCCCUAUGGACAAUAUUACACAUACUUUUCUCCCCCUUGCGAAAUCAAUACGAAGUUAUUAUUAUUUCGAAAGAAGUGUGUCAGUGAACUACACAACAGUUGAUAUAAGGAAUAGUAAAAACAUGAAAGCAUCUAAUGCUUGAGUAAAAGUUUGGAAUGCUGAAUGCAAGAAAUGCAAG
This is a messenger RNA of Ruditapes philippinarum (Manila clam), 1830 nucleotides long. RefSeq lists its product as uncharacterized. The record is from RefSeq and is a predicted model, not a curated record. Lineage: Eukaryota; Metazoa; Mollusca; Bivalvia; Venerida; Veneridae. Gene Ontology annotation, cellular component: plasma membrane. Gene Ontology annotation, molecular function: protein binding. The transcript has 13 exons. Bases 1 to 1794 code for a protein of 597 amino acids.